This is a messenger RNA of Fopius arisanus, 7042 nucleotides long. RefSeq names its product proteoglycan 4. The transcript is spliced from 17 exons. The record is from RefSeq and is a predicted model, not a curated record. Lineage: Eukaryota; Metazoa; Arthropoda; Insecta; Hymenoptera; Braconidae. Gene Ontology annotation, biological process: negative regulation of centriole replication. Gene Ontology annotation, molecular function: microtubule binding. Bases 626 to 3517 code for a protein of 963 amino acids.
CGGCGACACGUCGCGACGUUGGUAGCACACAGUGGUUACGAGCAGUGCUUACCACGUAUACGGAUGAAGCACAAUUCCACAAUAUUUUAUUCCAUUAAUCAAUUCAAUCAAUGACUAAUCGGUAAUAAAACAACAAAGCACCAUUGAUUUGAUCGGAUGACUGAAUUUGACAGGUCAAAGGGCUGUGUAAGGCAAGCUACAGUUACAUAGAUUAUUAUUAAGGGUAACGUAUUGCCGUAAAUUGCCGUAAGCCGGGUAUCGUGAGUGACACUCAGUGUGAAGUAGAAAAUCUGAAAUAGGAAAUUAAAUGAGAAUGAAGUGUGUUUUAAGUUAAUUUAAAAGAGCGAGUUUAUUGAUGACGUGAUUGAUUGACAGAGAAAUUCAAUAGAGGAGUCUACGUUGUUGGAGAGUGCACGCAGAGAGGUGGAUUGGAGAUUACUCCAUUACUGUGUCUUCUUCGUUGGGAUUAAAAGGGAAAUAAAUAUUGGGGUGACGAGGUUGAUAAAGGUGAAUCAAGAGGGAAUUGGCCCUAGGAAGGCCUCAGUACUAAUCACAUAACCGGUGUCCGUCGGCUUAAAGGCCGUCUUACUACUGUUCCACUGCCCCACACAUUCAGCUCGGCCUCAUGAUUGGUUCAUUCUGGAACCUGUGCCGUGCGUGCCCUUCAAUGCCGAUUGAUAAGCAGCUCCACUCAGAGUACAGGAGCACUUACACAUGGCACGAGUACACAGGACCUCAUCAGGAGCACACGAUUGUACGUCGGGCGCCCCAGGCUCAGCCGACCUCCACGAAGCAACCGAGCGCGAAGCUACAAUCGGCCAAGUCAACUGAGGAUGAUAAUACCGAAGGACCAACACUGGAGCCACCAUUGCCGAGGAGGAAGAAGAAUCCAGAAUUGGCUUACAGGCAUCAUGAGUUCAUCACUGCCGCUGAUGGAGGUGGCAUCGAUGCUGUUGAUACCAAUGUUGUUGCUGAUAAAGUGCGAGAAGUGACGGGAAGUUCAGCUCUACCACCGAGUCAGCUGAGCAAAGCGAUUUCACGGAUAAGCACCGAGUAUCGAUUGCAGUUUGCCUGGCCAAGGCGAGCCCAGCUGACAAAUGGUGAGACUGUGGCGCCAAUACCGGCUGCCGGUGGUGCUGGUGGUCUACCAGGUGGUCCACGCAAAUCCAUGAGCAUGGGCACCCUUAAACAGGGUAUCGCACCAACUGAACCAGCUCCAGUCCACAUGAGAAAGAGACCAGGCGAUGUGGAUCACAAGCGUGAUGGAAUCCAAGCGUCCGAACUCGAGCCACUAUUCGGUAAUAAUGCUGAUCAUAUUGAUGGUGUCAUGCCUGACGUCGACGAGAAAGAUGAGGAUUUAACCGAUUUCAAGAUAUCCUUCAGAGAAAGAAAAUCAGCGAGUAAGGGAGUGAAGAUUAUAGAUGAUCGUGUAACGAAAAAAAGUGAUAAAGCUCCGUCAACAGUGACAAAUGCGUUUCCAACGUCCGAGAUUGUCGAGCUCAGACGUCUUGCUGAUGAGUAUAAGCACCGCGACUGGGGUGGCGGUCUGGCGUCAGGGGAAGUGUCAUCGGUCUGGAAACACGUCUCGAAUAAUCACGUACUCAACGCUCUAUCACUUGGCAGGUCGGUAACGAAGGAGGAGAAGGAGAAGGAGAACACGAGAAAGGUUGCACCAGUUAUGAACACAAUGCCACCAGCUGGUAGACCCUCCUCCGUUCAAGCUAGACCUAUUUCUGGAAUUCUCCAAGAAGCGGAUAAUGAGAGAGCUAUGGCUCGCGCAAGAAAGGAUUUCUUGAUCCGUCAUCAUCUGGACCGUACUACAGGUGUUGGUGACGGUGCACUGUUACCUUCUCCAACGAGGGAGAAGCUUGAGCCAGUGGCACCCCGUCGUCGUGACGAGGCUAAGGAUGAAAUUCAACCGAGAACAAAAUCAAGCCCCAAGAAUAGCCCGCGGACUGGGCGCUCGCAGAGUCUUGGACCCAUCAGUAGGUCACCAAAACGUCAGACUCCACGAGCACCAUCAGUCAGCAAAGAUGCCAAGGAGAAAGAGAAGGAGCAUAAAGAUAAAGAGGGGAAGGACAGGAGUGGAGAGCCAGAGAGGCAUCCCCGUCCGACGGGUGUUUCAGCGGUGGGCGGGCGAGUUCGUUGGAGCAUAAGAGAAUCCUCGCAAACCCCGGUGAAAUCAUCGACGAGCGAGCCACCCAUACCGCCUUUACCACCACCGCCUUCUGGCCCUGGGCCCACGCAACUCCACAAGAAACCCUCGCCAAGGUCACGCCGUAAACCCUUCCUCGCGACCACUGCUUCCCCCAAUCGUCCUCUUCAUCAUCACGCGAAACCUACUUCUGCUAAUGUUACCAAAGUCCCCGGUAAGAAUACGACACAACACAGUGUCGAUGCCAAUACAACAGUCUCCAGCUCAGUAUCAUCAGGCAAUGAGGCAGCAGCCUCGGGCUCGAGAUCACAACGUACACUAAAAUUAAACAAUGAGAAUAAUCGAGCCCGAGGUAGUGCCAGGGCCCAAGUAACAACUAUCGACCCAUCCAAAUCAUCCUCCGACAAUCGAUACCAAUCGUACCGAGCUAAUGCAGCCCUGCAAGCUAUGACAGCGGAACCCCAGGUGAACGGCGACGGAACCGGGGGCGAUUCGAGCAUCGCGUCAACUCCACCGUCGCAGAGUGCCACCGCACCAGUAGCGACCGCAGUAGUGACAAGCUGUCCUUGGUUCGACGACGAGCCAGUGGUAAAGAGUCCCCCAGAGCCAACACGAGUAAAAUCCCCAGAACAGAUGAUAAUGCGAUCACCAGAGCCAGUAAAUUGGACAGUCCCCCUGGACACCGGCAAGACCUUCACGGUCACCCAAAAUGUGAGGGAAGGGGAACCCCUGACCCGACCUCACAGCGAGGCGAAGACUUGGGCCGCAGGGUCGACAGUGAUAUCAACACCCCAAUCAGCACCUCCAGAACUAGCUCAGCACAAAUCUCAUCAUCAAUCACAGCACUCGGGAUGCAAAUCACCGGAGAGCGAGAGCGUCUCCCUGGGGAGUUACACCGGCCUCAAUGGCCACAAGGAUCUCGACUCGGAGAGGGACAGUCCACUGCCCAACAAUCUACAGGGUACAUCCACAACAUCGCAAAGUGAUAAGGGAUCAGUAGUACCAGAGACGAAGGAGAAAUUGCCAGAGGAGCCCUCGAUAAAGCCAGUAGCUGGAACGAAUCUCCGCUGCUUGGAGGAUCCAGUCUUCGAGUUCGAUCGAGGUCAAAAAACCACAGAACCAGUUGUCCCAACAACAACAGCUCCAGUGACACAAUCAGGCUAUCGUGUACUAGAAGCAGAGGAUCCAGUAGUGCCUGCAGGUGGUGUAGGUAGCACUUCCAGCGCAGGCUAUCAUGUUCUAGAGGCUCCAGUACUUAGUCCAGGGGCACAACAACGAUCAGUAACCAGUGAUGUCCUCGAAAUUGCUCGUAAUCGCUUCGAUAAAUUCUGGGGCAAGGGUGGACCCGAGAAUCAGGCUUAAUCACAAAAUUCGAAAGAUUAAAAAUGAAAAGAAAUAUAAAAUCAUUAAAUGAAGUCGCAUCAUAGGCUAGAGUGCUAGCAGAAGAUUGAAGAUGAGAAUGAAAUAUUCGAUCGAUAGAUUUGAAUAAUUGGAGCUGAUGAGCUCUCGUGAUCGUCGUCCAAUGCUCCUUUGGGCCUUCUAGACCAAUUCGUUUCGAAUAGAUUGAGUAAUGUCUCAUAAUCAUUUAUUAAUCAUCAAUGGCCAAUGAGAACAAUCUGCUGAAUGGCUUUACGUGCUAAUUCGUGUAAACCCAGAAUAGAUUUUGGGGGCUUCAAGCAUUUUUGUACGUUAUAUUAUUAACCACGUGAAUCAAAAUACAGAACAGAGCAGAACUCGAUGGAAUGAAAUGAAAGGGAAAUACAAUUGAUUAAUGUGCUAUUUGAUUUUGACAAACGCGUGGAAAUUAUUUUUGUUAAUUGAAAUCCAUUUUCAUCAGGAGUAUCGAUUAAGCGGAUUCAUUGGGGAGGAUAUUUCGGUUGGUGAUUAUUAGCAUCGAUUGCGUCGUACGGACGAGUGAUCACGAUUUGAUUAGCUCCAGACGCAGGGAGCAACCGGUUAACAAUGAUUUAUUCGAUAAAUAAUAGAUAGCAUUGCACUGCGAUAAAGUGAGAAAUAUGAUACGAAAUAAAUAUCAUUCAUGGAAAGAGAGUCAAGGAUAGAUUGGAGAGAUCGAUCGAACGCUGCAUUACAUUCCGUCUCACAAUGUUUUUUGAUGCAUUUAGGUUUGAUUUUUUAAUUAUAUAUAUUAUUGGAUUUUUGAGGAUGUACUUGUCCCUCAGAUUAGAUACGAGGCGCUACCUGAUUUACCUGCAUGAUUUUAUCUCCGGUUCAUUGAUUUUAUUAAUGAGUAUUGACGUUCGAGGAGAAUGCUCGAUGGGAGAAGGAGUCAGCAAGAUAAGUGACUAAAUGAAGACAGAGAAUGGCAAAUCCAUGUGGAAAAUCCCUUGAGGUCAAACGAAGAAAUAAAAAUAAAGCGUUCGGGUGAUUUCUGUAGUUAUGUCUGGUAGUCUAGAGGCUGAAGGUAAUACUGGAGUUUUUUUACUAGUCAACGCUGAGACUGUUUUCUCAAGGGAGUGAGAUAGGUAAUGAAAAAAAGAAAUUAAACAAAAUAAAGAAAAUAAUACUGGCUUGAAUCGAUAGGGACGGGAGUAAUUGAUGAAGAUUGAGGAUUGAAGGGUGGAGGGUAAGUUUCAUACUCGAUGAGAAUGAUGAAUUUUUUUUCUCACGCGCAUCAAGAUACACCAGUACACCACACUCCAUCCAGAUUCCACGUCCAAAAGUCUAUAAAAAUGAUUUAACUAAUUGAAAUCCAACCAACAGUAGUGAUUUGAGAAUAAUUAAAACUGCAUAAGACAGGAGAACAAUUGAAACCAUAAAAACUCAAUAAUCGACUGAUGGAAUUCGGUGAAGGUAGGAUGCAGGGAGAUUACGAGGAGAUUAGCGGGUGAUUUAAUGAGUUAGAGGUUGUAUGAAUAAUGAGUUAGAAAUCAUAAGAAUAUUGUCCCCGUGAGAUUGUUUAAAGCACUCUACACCUUUGAGCUUUCUUAAUUUUUUUUUUUCUUUCAAGAAAAUGAUAUCGUAUGAUUUAGAUCUAUUAUUGAUAUUAUGCGUCUAGCUUCGAGGAACUAAUCGAGUGACUGUCAUUACUCAUUUUAUUUAACUCCUCACAAAUGAGGGGAGAAGGAAAAAAGGAUAAUUACAUGUUUGAGUUUGUUGUUCUGAAUUCCUCAAGCGUAAAUGUGAGAUGGAAUUGGUGAAAUUCCCAAGAUAUUCACCAGAAUGACAGAACUCGAAAUUCAAAUUCCUCAGUUCACUUCAUUGAUAAAAAUUCCACACAACACAGCUCCUUGAGAACAAAAGGUAUAUAUAAAAAUAAUUGAAAACUCCGUUCGAAUGCACCUCGCGAGCUCACACUGCCCGUCCGAAUUUUCUAGGCACCGAUUGUCCUGCGCUCCUGUGACAAAAAUGAAGCAAGAAAAAAUUCGUCUGAAUUUAUAGUAAACUGCCCUGAGUAUUUCUGAGACCACUGUAACCAUCGGGCUCGUUUUUAUUAAUCAUUGAAUUUUAAUUCACGUUUGUAAGUGAUUUGAUCGUUUCUAGAUAAUGACAAUGAAAAUAUGAAAUGGAUUGGACUGCGUGCUGGACACGUAGAUAUUUUCCAGAAGAAUGGCAUUAAAUCACCCGACUCUGAUCCAGAGUUUUAUCUAAAAACGAUUAUUUCUCCUGAGAGUGAUAAUCCCAUUUUGAUUUAAAUUCAAUGGGAGUUACGUGUAGUUUUUAUCGCAAUCGAUCGAGGUGCAAGAACAAAGCCACAGAGAGGUAAUUACUCAAAGUUUAACAUUAAAGUAAUUGUAAACAAUUUUUUUCUUAACGAUAAUGAAAAGAUAAAUCACAAGAGCGACAAAGAAAAACAUUAAAUAAGGCAAACCCGGGAUUUCUUUCUGCGUCCCUCCCCGCCUUAGUCUGUAAACGCCUAUUAUAAAUAGAUAGAACAUAUUACAAUAUGACAAUUAUAUACAUUUAAAUAAUUCAAUAAACAUGGGAGAUUGAUUGAUGGUUUAAUAGGCGAGAGUGAUUCAUAUUGGCCGAACUGUUUUGCGAAAAUACGAGAAUAAUUGAUGCGCACUUACAUCACCAAAUAAUGUAUUGUUGAUUUUGAUGUUUAUACGGAGAUUUAAGAGUUUAAGAGCACGAGGUACAACGAAUUUGCCACGAUUGAGUGUAUUGUUUAAUUCUGAUUAUUAUGGCGAAUAAGGAGAUGAUGGUAUAGUAAUAAUAUUGCGUCAAUUUUAGUCCAUGGAUUUUCGGUUAAUUUUAUACUUACGAUAGUUCAAAUUAUUCUAUCAUCAUAUAUAAUCAUAUGUAUUACGUUUGAUUUUGAUAAAUUUCAAAUUAUCUUUUUAUUCAACUUAAUGAAAGAAUUUACUCUUCUUUCCGAAUACUUUCAACUAGUGUAUAUAAUAUUAUUCAUUGAAAAAAAUAUGUAUUGAAACAAUUAUUGAAACAAAUGUGAUGAUGAGAAUCUUUUUAAACAAAUGAAGGCCUCACUCGUGUGUACACGAAUUUGUUUGGUGCAGGGUAAUUAAUUAAUCAUGUGAUGGGAUUUUUAUGAAAAAAAGAUAAACAAAAUUGUUUCUCAUAUUUUGCAAAACAGUCAACGGAGUGGGCAUGCAUAAAUAAAAGAAGAAACAAAAUAACAAAGUGAAGAAAUAUAUAAUCAACAUGACUGAGUCUAUCAUUUCACGUUAAUUACAUUUGAUACGAUAUUUCACGUUAUCGUUGAUAAUAUGAAUGAGCCGUUGGAGUCAGGAAACAUUGAUAUAUUAUGUAAGCACAUUUAAGCGAAGAAAAGAAAAUUAUUGUCGUCAUUAUUUUGCAAUUAAUUCGGAAUGCAGUGGAUAUAAAGUGUUAACAAAUGCUUCAAUGAUACGUAUAGACGUAAAGUGAACUAAAAAAAUUAAUAAUACCAGCGACAUGAGAAAAUAA